UACCGUAUUUUCACGACUAUAAGGCGCACAUAAAAGUCUUAGAUUUUCUUCAAAUUGUGCGGCGCGCCCUAUGGUGCAGUGCGUCCUGUGUGUGUUGUUGUUGUUGUAAGACGGACAUAAACCAGGUGGUUUUUUCCACGCAUCACCAUCGCUGUUGAUCUGUGACUCUAUGCGUGCCCAUCUCACAGCCGAUGUGAAAAAAACAAGUGAAGCAAAUGAACUCUGAGCUUGCUGUCAUUCCGGGAGGCCUGACAAAGGAACUCCAACCGCUGGACAUCGGUGUGAACCGGCCGUUCAAAGUAAGGCUGCGAGCGGCGUGGGAGCGAUGGAUGACCGAUGGAGACCACAGUUUCACUAAGAGUGGAAGGCAGCGCCGGGCGAGUUACGCCACAAUUUGCGAAUGGAUUGUAAAUGCUUGGGCUAACGUGUCUGCUGGCACUGUUGUUCGAGCUUUCGCAAAAGCCGGCAUCAUUUCCGAGGCGCCGCACGGCACGGAAAGUGACUCUGACAGUGAAGAAAGUGAACCUGGCAUGUUUGAUGGAGGUUUAGCGCAGCUGUUCAAUUCAGAAACAGAGGAUGAGGACUUCCAUGGGUUUGACUGAUGACGAUUACCGGGAUGCCGAGGAUCUGCUGAGAGAUAAAGCUGUGGGCUGUUUUCUGAUCCGCCUCAGCGAUAAAGCCGUCGGCUACAUUCUGUCCUACAGAGGGAACGACCGCUGCCGACACUUCGUCAUCACCCAGAGCCAGGACGGACAGUUUGCGGUGGCGGGAGACAGCGAGACGUUCUUCAGCCUGGAGCAGCUCAUCCACCACUACCGGGUCAGCCCCAUCCAGCCCUUUGGAGAGUACCUCACCUGCAGCUGCCACCAGGUGGACUCAGGUGAGCUGUAUGAUGUGGUCAACGCUAAGGGCAGGUCUGGAGUCAGUGUUCAGGCUCUCAGGACUCUGUGGAGCCACAAAGACGAUCCUCACAGCGACUCCGGACAGAACCAGAAGGUCCAGCAGCAGAAUCAGAAGGUCAAGCAGCAGAUCGAGGCUCCAUCAGCACCGACUUUACCGCCUAAAUCUAAAAACAGGAAGCUGACAGGAACCGUGUCUGCAGAUGCCAUGUCUCUGUCAAAAAUUGCUCCGGUUCCUAAACGAGGUCUUCCUCUGAGUUUCUCCCUGAGUGGAUCUUUGCCCGACACGACUUCACAUCCGACCGAACCCGACUACAGCCAACCCGAGAAGCUCAGAGGAAACAGGAAGUUGAUGUCAGACUCGUCAGCCUCCACUGACGUCGACUUCCCAGGUGACCUGGGCCUGAACGGACUCACCUGUUCAGAGCCGGCUCAGGUGGAGAUCCGGAGCCGGUCUCUACCCCGACUGGACCACAUGGAGGAAGAAGAGGAGGAUGAAGAAUACUCCAACCGGCUGAGCAGCUUCUCGCCCAAGAGGGUCACCUGCCUCACCUUCUCCCUCCACUCUGCUCCCAGGCCCAGACCCGAGCAGUCGAGCUCUGAUCUGGAGAAGUCCAACCCGCUGUACCAGGGGUCUGAGGGGCCUGGAGGAGGUCCAGGUGAAGGUAUGUACGCCGAGGUCCCCCAGAGGUCCACUGAGCCGCGAGACGACACCUACGAGAUGAUCCCAUGUGAAGCCACCAUCGUCCACGGCAACACCUACGAGUCUCUGGAGGAUCUGAAGACCAAGAAGCCCAAAUCCACCUUGGGGAAAAAAAACAUGAACUGGAAGAAAUUUCUCCCGGAUUACAAGAAGAAAUAAAUUGUGGAGUUCCUCAAGGCAGCGUCCUGGGGCUCCUGCUGCUCUCGUUUUCACAUAAACAGCAUAAAACCUGCCUGCUAGAUGUCUUUCAUGUCACAUUUUAUUAAAAACAAAGAUAGGAGACAUUAGUUAACGAGAUAAAUGGAAAAAAGACCUGACUACGCUGUAAAAAAUAUUUAUAAACAGACAUUUCGCAGCAAGAGUGGUAGAAAAAUAUAGUAUAGACAGCGGAAUAUUGUAAUGUUAAACUGUAAAAAUUGUCUAAAUAAUGACAAAUAUCUGUAAAAUAGAGUUGGUAAGAAUAUCCACAGAUGUCUAAAUCAAAUCUAAAUCGUGUUUUGUUGGCGUUUUGCAUCAACUGGCUGUUUUUGGCACUAAAAAAGCAUCAAAAUUGACAUUUUUAACUAUAUUUGAUUAAAAAAAACAGAACAGUACUGUGAGGAUUUGUCUGUACUUUUACAGUAAUUUGUAUCAUGCAGAUAUUUGUCGAUUUUUUUCACCAUUUAUUUUUAGAGUUUUUGAAAAUUCCAGAAUUUUACUGUUAGGCAUUUUUCUGGAAAACGGCAGUUCUUAUUUCAGCUCAACAUCGAUUUAUUCUCUUAUUGUGAUUUGUAUGUGAUUUUCCUCAUUUUAUUUAGAUUUGUUUUUUAGUGAUUGUGUUUAAUAACCUGAUAUUUGAACCGUGCUGCACUUUGGUUCAGCUCCUGUUUUUCAGUGCGUUUCUAAUUAAACUGAACUUUAGCAUGUUUUUUCACACACGUUUUAAUGUUUUGUUUCAGACCAGUGAAAAGAGAUUUCUGUGUAUCUACUCUAUAUACCAUAUUAAGUGUAAAUCUAAACACUAUGUUUGUCUUAAUUAUGGGUCCAAUAAUCCAUCAAGUCUUAUGUGUACAUAUUAUCUUUAUUGUCUAUGUAUUUUACAUUUUUAUCUUUAUUCUGGUCUUGUAUUUAGUCUCGCUUCAUUUUUAUCUGUUACUCUUCACUUUCCCUUCCUGACAAUAUCUUUAAGUUGCUGUGAUGAGAACAUUUUCCAGAGAGAAUCAAUAAAGUUGAUCAUUCUGUUUGGGCGGCUUCUCAGUUUAAAGCCAGCGAGCAACAGAUAGGAUCUCUGGAUCUCGAUUUAGAAAUAAAAAGGUUGUGGGGUUUUUGAAGUAAUUGUUCUGUAAUACUGAGAAAACCCUGCACAAACACAAACCUCAGAAUAACUGUUAGAAACUGCGCUAUCGGAAAGUUCUGGGACUGUUCGUGAUGCGUGUACUUGGCGUGUUAUACAGAUAUCUUCAAUCUGAGUCGUCGAAAACUAACGUUUCAGAUAUCUGCACUCACAUCAGAAGCUGAGAAGUUAACUUUUUUCAAUCAUACUAUGGCACUGCAAUCAAAACUGUAUACAGCAGGGGUGUCCAACAUGCAGCCUGUGGGCGAAAAGUGGUCCUCCAGAGGGUCCAAUCCGGCCCUCAAAGAGUAAAAAUUCCAGAGAAGACAUUAACUGCAGAUUGUAAAUUAGUAAAACUGUAAAUUUAAAAUAAUUUCUAGACCAUGACAAGUUGUUUGGAUCAUAAAAUAAAAUGCUAGAUUGUU
This is a messenger RNA of Acanthochromis polyacanthus (spiny chromis), 3339 nucleotides long. It is a transcript of the gene sh2d7, whose product is annotated as SH2 domain containing 7. The transcript has 6 exons. The record is from RefSeq and is a predicted model, not a curated record. Gene Ontology annotation, cellular component: cytoplasm. NCBI's taxonomy places the organism in Eukaryota, Metazoa, Chordata, Actinopteri, Pomacentridae. The coding region runs from base 577 to 1761 and encodes 394 amino acids.